GAUGGAUCUGAUGGCACUAAGAAUGGUUUCCCAGCAAUGAAGGAGUUUGUUCAAAGAAUGGUGGAGAGAUUGGAUGUAGCUGAGAAUAGAGAUCGUGUUUCUCUUGUCCAGUACAGCAGGGACGCAGAGGUCAAUUUCAAUCUCAACACAUACAAGACAAAGAAAGAAAUUAUUGAUAGUGUAACAGGACUGACCAACAAAGGGGGAAGACCCCUCAACACAGGAGCAGCUCUCCAGUACGUCAGAGACAAUGUCUUUACUGCCUCAUCUGGCAGCAGACGACUCGAGGGUGUGCCGCAAAUACUCAUUUUGCUUAGUGGAGGAAGGUCAUUUGACAAAGUUGACACAGCAGCUUCCUCUCUAAAAGAAAUUGGAGUCCAGAUAUUUGGUAUAGGAUCUAAGGGCUCUGACAGCAGGGAAUUGCAGAGAAUUUCAUAUGAUCCCAAUUACGCUAUAUCUGUUUCCGACUUCAGUGAGCUUCAAAAUGUUCAAGAGCAGCUGCUGGCCUCUGUAGAGACUGUGGCAAUACCCAUCACUCCAACGUCACCAGAUGUUACCGAUUUCCCCACACUCAGAAAAGACGUAGUUUUUCUGCUGGAUGGUUCAGAUGGCACUAGGAAUUCUUUUCCAGCAAUGCGAGAGUUUGUGCAAAGAGUAGUGGAGAAUUUAAACAUAGAGGCAAAAAGAGAUCGUGUUUCUGUGGUGCAGUACAGUCGAGACCCCGAGGUCCAUUUCUAUCUGAAUACUUACAUAACAAAAGGGGAGAUUCUUAAUACAAUCAGGGCUCUGAGGCAUAGAGGAGGGAGACCCCUCAACACUGGGGCGGCUCUCCAUUAUUUGAAGGGCAAUGUCUUUGCUGCCUCUGCAGGGAGCAGAAGGCAAGAGGGUGUUCAUCAGGUCCUUAUCCUGCUCAGUGGAGGUCGUUCAACCGAUAACAUAGAUAUGCCUGCCACUGCUUUGAAAGAGAGUGGGAUUUUGAUAUUUGGCAUGGGCACAAGAAAUUCGAGCGGAGAGGUAAAGAGAAUUGCCAGUGAUACAGCUUAUGUACAGUCCAUCCUUGAAUUCUCUGACCUUCCAAGUGUUCAGCAGCAGUUUAUCGACUUGCUCAACAAUGUGCCUGUGCAAGGGAUGCAAGUGACACCUACUGUUAUGGCUGAGCGUAGGAUGGCUCGGCAGGAUGUAGUGUUCCUGCUUGAUGGUUCAGAUGCAACUAGGACUUCUUUCCCUUCGAUGCUUGAGUUUCUUGAAAGGAUGGUGGAGAGAUUGAAUGUGUCAGACAGGAGAGACCGUGUGUCAGUGGUACAGUUCAGCAGAGAUCCAGAGGCCCAUUUCUAUCUUAACACAUACACAACAAAGGAAGACAUUCUUAAUGCUGUCAAGGGUCUGAGGCACAAAGGAGGGAGACCUCUUAACACUGGCGCAGCCUUGCAGUUUGUAAAGGAAAAUGUCUUCACUGCCUCUUCUGGAAGUAGACGUAUUGAGGGUGUGCCUCAGUUACUGAUUUUGCUGAGUGGUGGAAGGUCAUUUGAUAAUGUUGAGUCCCCGGCCUCAUCCCUCAAGGAACUUGGGGUGUUGAUCUUUGGCAUAGGGUCGAGGAGUUCUGACACGAGAGAACUGCAGAGUCUCUCGCAUGACCCAAGCUACACACUCUCAGUGAGUGACUUUGCUGAGCUUCCCGGAGUCCAACGGCAGCUUUUCACUAACAUUAACAGAGUAAUUGAAGAGGGUACGCCUACAACUACCACAGUUCGGGUUGAGGGUCGUAGACCAAGGAGAGAUGUUGUCUUCCUGCUGGAUGGAUCUGAUGGCACUAGGAAUGGGUUCCCAGCAAUAAAAGAGUUUGUUCAAAGAAUGGUUGAGAGAUUGGAGGUAGCUGAUAACAGAGAUCGUGUUUCUCUGGUCCAAUACAGCAGGAACGCAGAGGUCAAUUUCCAUCUUAACACAUAUAUGACAAAGGAAGACAUUAUUGACAAUGUAAGAGGUCUGAGACACAAAGGGGGAAGACCCCUCAACACAGGAGCAGCUCUUAAGUAUGUCAGAGACAAUGUCUUUACAGCCUCCUCUGGCAGCAGACGAUUGGAGGGUGUGCAGCAAAUACUAAUUUUGCUUAGUGGAGGAAGGUCAAUUGACAAUGUUGACAGAGCAGCUUCCUCUCUAAAAGAAAUCGGAGUACAGACCUUUGGUAUAGGAUCGCAGGGCUCUGACAGCAGAGAAUUGCAAAGAAUUUCAUAUGAACCCAAUUACGUUAUAUCAUUGUCUGACUUUAGUGAGCUUCGAAAUGUCCAGGACCAGCUGGUGGACUCUAUAGAGAGUGUGGCAAUACCCAGCGGUCCAACAUCACCAACUGUGACCGCUGAUUACACCCUACCAAGAAAGGAUAUAGUGUUUUUGCUGGAUGGAUCAGAUGGUACUAGGAAUUCUUUCCCAGCUAUGAGUGACUUUGUGCAAAGACUAGUUCGGAGAUUUAACGUACAGCCAAACAGAGACCGUGUUUCUGUGGUGCAGUACAGUCGAGAAUCAGAAGUACAUUUCUACUUGAAUACCUACACGACAAAGGAAGACAUUAUUGACAGUGUAAGAGGGCUGACACACAAAGGGGGAAGACCCCUCAACACAGGGGCAGCACUCCAAUACGUCAAAGACAAUAUUUUUUCCGCCUCAUCUGGCAGCAGACGACUGGAGGGUGUGCCGCAAAUACUCCUUUUGCUUAGUGGAGGAAGGUCAUUUGACAAUUUUGACACAGCAGCUACCUCUCUUAAAGAAAUUGGAGUCUUUACCUUCGGAAUAGGAUCGAGGGGCUCUGACAGCAGAGAAUUGCAGAGAAUUUCAUUUGACCCCAGUUAUGCUAUGUCCCUGUCUGACUUCAGUGAGCUUCCAAAUGUCCAAGAGCAGCUGCUUGACUCUGUAGAGAGUGUUUCAUUACACCUCGCUCCAACGUCACCAGUUGUUACCACAGAUUUCCCUACACUCAGAAAAGACAUCGUUUUUCUGCUGGACGGUUCGGAUGGCACUAGGAAUUCUUUCCCAGCAAUGCUUGAGUUUUUGCAAAGAGUAGUGGAGAAUUUAAACAUAGAGGCAAAAAUAGACCGUGUUUCUGUGGUGCAGUACAGUAGAGACCCCAAGGCCCAUUUCUAUCUGAAUACUUACGCAACAAAAGGGGAGAUUCUGAAUACAAUCAGGGCUCUGAGGCAUAGAGGAGGGAGACCCCUCAACACUGGGUCGGCUCUCCAGUAUGUGAGGGGCAAUGUCUUUGCUGCCUCUACGGGGAGCAGAAGGCAAGAGGGUGUUCCUCAGGUCCUUAUCUUGCUCAGUGGAGGACGUUCAAGCGAUAACAUAGAUACGCCUGCCACUGCUUUGAAAGAGAGUGGUAUUUUGAUAUUUGGCAUAGGCACUAGAAAUUCCAGCAGAGAGGUAAAGAGAAUUGCCAGUGAUACAGCAUAUGUACAGUCCAUCCUUGGAUUCUCUGACCUUCCAAGUGUUCAGCAACAGUUUAUCGACACACUCAACAGUGUGCCUGUGCAAGGGAUGCAAAUGACACCAACUGUUAUGGCUGAGCGUAGGAUGGCUCAGAAGGAUGUAGUGUUCCUGCUGGAUGGUUCAGAUGCCACUAGGACUUCUUUCCCUUCGAUGCUUGAGUUUGUGGAAAGGAUGGUGGAGAGAUUGAAUGUGUCAGACAGGAGAGACCGUGUGUCAGUGAUCCAGUUCAGCAGAGAUCCAGAGGCCCGUUUCUAUCUCAACACAUACACAACAAAGGAAGACAUUCUUGAUGCUGUCAAGGGUCUGAGGCACAAAGGAGGGAGACCUCUUAACACUGGCGCAGCCUUGAAGUUUGUGAAGGAAAAUGUCUUCACUGCCUCUUCUGGAAGUAGACGUGUUGAGGGUGUGCCUCAGUUACUGAUUUUACUGAGUGGUGGAAGGUCAUUUGAUAAUGUCGAGUCCCCGGCCUCAUCCCUGAAGGACUUUGGGGUGUUGAUCUUUGGCAUAGGGUCGAGGAGUUCUGACAGCAGAGAACUACAGAGUGUCUCGCAUGAUCCUAGCUACGCACUCUCAGUGACUGACUUUGCUGAGCUUGCACAAGUCCAUGGGCAGCUUUUCACUAACAUUAACAGAGUACUUGAAGAGGUUACGCCUACAUUUACCGCAGUUCAGGUUGAGGGUCAAAGACCACGGAGAGAUGUUGUCUUCCUGCUGGAUGGAUCUGAUGGCACUAGGAAUGAGUUCCCAGCAAUGAAAGAGUUUGUUCAAAGAAUGGUUGAGAGAUUGGAGGUAGCUGAUAACAGAGAUCGUGUUUCUCUGGUCCAAUACAGCAGGGACGCAGAGGUCAAUUUCCAUCUUAACACAUACAAGACGGAGGACGACAUUAUUGAAAGUGUAAGAGGUCUGAGACACAAAGGGGGAAGACCCCUCAAAACAGGGGCAGCUCUCCAGUACGUCAGAGACAAUGUCUUUACUGCCUCCUCUGGCAGCAGACGAUUGGAGGGUGUGCAGCAAAUACUCAUUUUGCUCAGUGGAGGAAGGUCAUUUGACAAUGUUGACACAGUAGCUUCCUCUCUAAAAGAAAUCGGAAUCCAGACCUUUGGUAUUGGAUCGCAGGGCUCUGACAGUAGAGAAUUGCAGAGAAUUUCAUACAAUCCCAGUUACGCUAUAUCUCUGUCCGACUUCAGUGAGCUUCCAAAUGUCCAAGAGCAGUUGCUGGCCUCUGUAGAAACUAUUGCAAUACCCAUCGCUCCAACGUCUCAAACUGUUACCGCUGAUUACACCGUACCAAAAAAGGAUAUAGUGUUUCUGCUGGACGGUUCAGAUGGCACUAGGAAUUCUUUCCCAGCUAUGCGUGACUUUGUGCAGAGUGUCGUUGGGAAAUUUAAUGCACAGCCAAACCGAGACCGUGUUUCUGUGGUGCAGUACAGUCGAGAAUCAGAAGUACAUUUCUACUUGAAUACGUACACGACAAAGGAAGACAUUAUUGACAGUGUAAGAGGGCUGACACACAAAGGGGGAAGACCCCUCAACACAGGGGCAGCUCUCCAAUACGUAAGAGACAAUAUUUUUUCUGCCUCAUCUGGCAGCAGACGACUGGAAGGUGUGCAGCAAAUACUCAUUUUGCUUAGUGGUGGAAGGUCAUUUGACAAUGUUGACACAGCAGCUUCCUCUCUAAAAGAAAUCGGAGUCCAGACCUUUGGAAUAGGAUCGAGGGGCUCUGACAGCAGAGAAUUGCAGAGAAUUUCAUAUGAUCCCAAUUACGCUAUAUCUGUGUCCGACUUCAGUGACCUUCCAAAUGUCCAAGAGCAGCUGAUGGCCUAUGUAAAGACUGUUGCAAAACCCAUCGCUCCAACGUCACCAACUGUCACCGCUGAUUACACCGUACCAGGAAAGGACAUUGUGUUUUUGCUGGAUGGUUCAGAUGGUACUAGGAAUUCUUUCCCAGCUAUGCGUGACUUUGUGCAAGGAGUAGUGGGGAAAUUAAACAUAAAGACAAACAGAGAUCAUAUUUCUGUGGUCCAGUACAGCAGGGACGCAGAGGUCAAUUUCAAUCUUAACACAUACACGACAAUGGAAGACAUUAUUGACAGUGUAAGAGGUCUGAGACACAAAGGGGGAAGACCCCUCAACACAGGGGCAGCCCUCCAGUACGUCAAAGACAAUGUCUUUACUGCCUCCUCUGGGAGCAGACGAUUGGAGGGUGUGCAGCAAAUACUCAUUUUGCUUAGUGGUGGAAGAUCAUUUGACAAUGUUGACACAGCAGCUUCCUCUCUAAAAGAAAUCGGAGUCCAGACCUUUGGAAUAGGAUCGAGGGGCUCUGACAGCAGAGAAUUGCAGAGAAUUUCAUAUGAUCCCAAUUACGCUAUAUCUGUGUCCGACUUCAGUGAGCUUCCAAAUGUCCAAGAGCAGCUGAUGGCCUUUGUAAAGACUGUUGCAAUACCCAUCACUCCAACGUCACCAACUGUCACCGCUGAUUACACCGUACCAGGAAAGGACAUUGUGUUUUUGCUGGAUGGUUCAGAUGGUACUAGGAAUUCUUUCCCAGCUAUGCGUGACUUUGUGCAAGGAGUAGUGGGGAAAUUAAACGUAAAGACAAACAGAGAUCAUAUUUCUGUGGUCCAGUACAGCAGGGACCCAGAGGUCAAUUUCAAUCUUAACACAUACACGACAAUGGAAGACAUUAUUGACAGUGUAAGAGGUCUGAGACACAAAGGGGGAAGACCCCUCAACACAGGGGCAGCCCUCCAGUACGUCAAAGACAAUGUCUUUACUGCCUCCUCUGGCAGUAGACGAUUGGAAGGUGUGCAGCAAAUACUCAUUUUGCUUAGUGGUGGAAGGUCAUUUGACAAUGUUGACACAGCAGCUUCCUCUCUAAAAGAAAUCGGAGUCCAGACCUUUGGAAUAGGAUCGAGGGGCUCUGACAGCAGAGAAUUGCAGAGAAUUUCAUAUGAUCCCAAUUACGCUAUAUCUGUGUCCGACUUCAGUGAGCUUCCAAAUGUCCAAGAGCAGCUGAUGGCCUUUGUAAAGACUGUUGCAAUACCCAUCGCUCCAACGUCACUAACUGUCACCGCUGAUUACACCGUACCAGGAAAGGACAUUGUGUUUUUGCUGGAUGGUUCAGAUGGUACUAGGAAUUCUUUCCCAGCUAUGCGUGACUUUGUGCAAGGAGUAGUGGGGAAAUUAAACAUAAAGACAAACAGAGAUCAUAUUUCUGUGGUCCAGUACAGCAGGGACGCAGAGGUCAAUUUCAAUCUUAACACAUACACGACAAUGGAAGACAUUAUUGACAGUGUAAGAGGUCUGAGACACAAAGGGGGAAGACCCCUCAACACAGGGGCAGCCCUCCAGUACGUCAAAGACAAUGUCUUUACUGCCUCCUCUGGGAGCAGACGAUUGGAGGGUGUGCAGCAAAUACUCAUUUUGCUUAGUGGUGGAAGAUCAUUUGACAAUGUUGACACAGGAGCUUCCUCUCUAAAAGAAAUCGGAGUCCAGACCUUUGGAAUAGGAUCGAGGGGCUCUGACAGCAGAGAAUUGCAGAGAAUUUCAUAUGAUCCCAAUUACGCUAUAUCUGUGUCCGACUUCAGUGAGCUUCCAAAUGUCCAAGAGCAGCUGAUGGCCUUUGUAAAGACUGUUGCAAUACCCAUCACUCCAACGUCACCAACUGUCACCGCUGAUUACACCGUACCAGGAAAGGACAUUGUGUUUUUGCUGGAUGGUUCAGAUGGUACUAGGAAUUCUUUCCCAGCUAUGCGUGACUUUGUGCAAGGAGUAGUGGGGAAAUUAAACGUAAAGACAAACAGAGAUCAUAUUUCUGUGGUCCAGUACAGCAGGGACGCAGAGGUCAAUUUCAAUCUUAACACAUACACGACAAUGGAAGACAUUAUUGACAGUGUAAGAGGUCUGAGACACAAAGGGGGAAGACCCCUCAACACAGGGGCAGCCCUCCAGUACGUCAAAGACAAUGUCUUUACUGCCUCCUCUGGGAGCAGACGAUUGGAGGGUGUGCAGCAAAUACUCAUUUUGCUUAGUGGUGGAAGGUCAUUUGACAAUGUUGACACAGCAGCUUCCUCUCUAAAAAAAAUCGGAGUCCAGACCUUUGGAAUAGGAUCGAGGGGCUCUGACAGCAGAGAAUUGCAGAGAAUUUCAUAUGAUCCCAAUUACGCUAUAUCUGUGUCCGACUUCAGUGAGCUUCCAAAUGUCCAAGAGCAGCUGAUGGCCUAUGUAAAGACUGUUGCAAUACCCAUCGCUCCAACGACACCAACUGUCACCGCUGAUUACACCGUACCAGGAAAGGACAUUGUGUUUUUGCUGGAUGGUUCAGAUGGUACUAGGAAUUCUUUCCCAGCUAUGCGUGACUUUUUGCAAGGAGUAGUGGGGAAAUUAAACGUAGAGACGAACAGAGACCAUAUUUCUGUGGUCCAGUACAGCAUGGACGCAGAGGUCAAUUUCUUCCUUAACACAUACACGACAAUGGAAGACAUUAUUGACAGUGUAAGAGGUCUGAGACACAAAGGUGGAAGACCCCUCAACACAGGGGCAGCUCUCCAGUAUGUCAGAGACAAUGUCUUUACUGCCUCCUCUGGCAGCAGACGAUUGGAGGGUGUGCAGCAAAUACUGAUUUUGCUUAGUGGUGGAAGGUCAUUUGACAAUGUUGACACAGCAGCUUCCUCUCUAAAAGAAAUCGGAGUCCAGACCUUUGGAAUAGGAUCGAGGGGCUCUGACAGCAGAGAAUUGCAGAGAAUUUCAUAUGAUCCUAAUUACGCUAUAUCUGUGUCUGACUUCAGUGAGCUUCCAAAUGUCCAAGAGCAGGUACUGGCCUCGUUAGAGACUGUUGCAAUACCCAUCGCUCCAACGUCACCAACUGUUACUGCUGAUCACACCGUACCAAGAAAGGAUAUAGUGAUUUUGCUGGAUGGUUCAGACGGCACUAGGAAUUCUUUUCCAGCUAUGCGUGACUUUGUGCAAAGAAUAGUGGGAAAAUUUUACGUACAGCCAAACAGAGACCGUGUUUCUGUGGUGCAGUACAGUCGAGAUUCAGAGGUCCAUUUCUACUUAAAUACCUACACGACAAAGGAAGACAUUAUUGACAGUGUAAGAGGACUGACACACAAAGGCGGAAGACCCCUCAACACAGGGGCAGCUCUCCAGUACGUCAGAGACAAUGUCUUUACUGCCUCUUCUGGCAGCAGACGACUGGAAGGUGUGCCACAAAUACUAUUUUUGCUAAGUGGAGGAAGGUCAUUUGACAAUGUUGACACAGUAGCUUCCUCAUUGAAAGGGCUUGGAAUUUUGACCUUGGCUGUUGGAUUGAGGGGCUCUAAUGGCAGAGAAUUGCAGCAAAUCUCUCAUGAUCCUGAAUUCUUACUCUUAGUGAGAGACUUCUCUUUCCUUCCCAGUAUCCUUGAACAGCUUUUCAAAAACAUUAAUUUGGCAGCUUUGAGUUCUACACCCAUCUUUCCCACAAUUAUUGGGGUCUCUCAAGGACCCAAGAAGGACAUUGUCUUUGUGAUCGAUGGUUCUGAUGGUGUUGGCAGGGAUUUUCCAAUUAUCCAGGACUUUUUACGCAAAGUUGUGGAGAAUCUUAAUAUUGGUGAGAACAAGAUCAGAGUAGGUGUGGUGCAGUAUGGAGAUAAUCCAUUUGCAGACAUAUAUCUUAACUCUUAUAAGACCAAAGAAGGCGUUCUAAAUGGCAUCAAGGAACUCAGACAAAGAGGAGGGAUGCAGCGCAACCUUGGGCGAGCCAUAGACUUAGUUAGUCGGGAUGUUCUGACUUCUGGACGUGGUGGAAGAAAACAGGAGGGGGUUCCUCAAUUCGUUGUGGUGGUUUCAGGUGGAAAAUCAACAGACAAUAUAAGAACUCCUGCAAGAGCUCUGAAACAGUCAGGAACUGUCCCAUUUGGAAUAGGGACAAGGGAGGUUGACACUCAGGAAUUGGAAGUUAUCGCCUAUGUUCCCAGAUUUGCCCUCUCAGUUGAUGACUUACCUGGUCUUUAUACCAUUCAGGACACACUCAUCACCACACUGACUGAACUUUCAAGUGAAGAGCUGGCCAGACUGCGUCCAUAUUUCCCUACAGGAACAGGGGUUGUCAUUCCAACAAUACGCCCUGGAGAUAAGAGGGAUGUUGUGUUCCUCAUUGAUAGCACCACAAAGAUGCGAAGUGAGUUCCCUGCAAUAAGAGACAUGGUUAAGCGAGUAGUGGAUAAGUUAGAUGUGGGUCUGGACAAUGUGAGGGUUUCUGUCGUGCAGUAUAGUGAUGAUCCAAAGCUGGAGUUUCUCCUCAAUGAGCACUCCACAAAGGAGGAAGUUCGCCAGGCAAUUCAAAGAAUGAAAAGUAAAGGAGGCAAUCAGCUUAAUACUGGACAAGCUCUGGAUUUUGUCUCCAAGAACAUCUAUCAAAGAUCUGCUGGUAGUCGUGUCGAGGAAGGUGUGCCACAGUUUCUCAUCCUAGUGACUGGAGGAAAGUCAAAUGAUGAUGUAUCUAGCUCUGCCCAGCAGCUGAAGUCAAUUCGUGUUGCCCCCCUGGCAGUUGGAGCACAUACUGCGGAUGCAGAGGAGCUCAAACAAAUUUCCUUCCGUCCUGAACUAGCCUUCACGAUCCAAAACUUCCAGCAGCUACCUAGGGUGGAGCAAGAGCUUUUGAAUAAAGUCAGUACCAUGACGAGAAAAGAAAUUUCUGAACCCCCACUGCCUGCAGUUCCAGACCUCAAUCUUGGAAGAAAGGACAUUAUAUUCCUCAUUGACGGCUCUGAAAGUGUCGGACCAAACGGUGUCGCUCACAUCCGUGACUUUAUCUACAAAGUGGUUGAAAAGCUCAAUGUGAAUCCUGACAAAGUUCGUGUGGCUCUGGUACAGUAUGGAGAAAGAACUAAAACUGAAUUCUCUCUAAACUCCCACAACAACAAGCAGUCCGUCCUUGCUGCCAUCAAGAGACUUCGUCAGAUGGGUGGGCGUGGUGCAGACCUAGCUGAAGCUAUUAAGUAUGUGAUUCGAAAUGAGCUCCAAGCCCCUGCUGGGGUGCGCUUAGCAGAGGCUUCCCAGCAUUUGGUGGUCCUCACUGGUGGAAGAUCAACCUCUGAUGUAUCUUUAUACGGCCCGAUUCUCAAAAGCUCUCGGGUCAACUGUAUAGGAAUUGGUACAGAAAAUGCAGAUGCCAGACAGUUGACACAGAUUGCAACCAGCCCCGAUGACUUCCUCCAGGUGUCAACCUUCCCAAGUCUUCCAAACAUACAGAACCAGUUUAUAGCGAGACUGAAUGGAACCAUUGCAGAGAUACCUACUGAAGACUUGGGUCCUGACCUCCCGAAGGCUAAAGCUGCUGACAUUGUCUUUUUGGUUGAUGGCUCAAUGAAUCUUGGCAGGGACAAUUUCAAAGAGGUCUUGGAUUUCGUUGUUAAUUUAAUUGAUCUGUUUUACACGGAGAGAGACGACCUUCGGAUCGGUCUAGCACAUUAUGCUGCGGAUGUGACAGACGUCUUCUACCUCAAUGACUACAAAAAUAAGGACGACAUCAUUAGUGCCAUAUCCCAAACAGAGUACAAGGGAGGUCGCGAAAUUAGAACAGGCAAUGCCAUCCGCCACGUCCAGCAAACGCACUUUGUUAAAGAAAAAGGCAGUCGGAAAGAUGAAGGCAUUCCACAGAUUCUGAUGGUGAUCCCUGGUGGAGGGUCCAAGGAUGAUGGCAAGUCAGCAGCACUAGCUCUCAAAAACACCGGUGUGCGCAUCUAUGCUGUUGGGGUAGGUGACAUUGUGGACGAGCUCAAUAAUCUGGGCAGUGAAGCAACUACAGUGGCCCGAGCCAGCACCUUCCAAGAACUCUCUGAACUGAAUGAGCAGAUUUUGCAAGCAUUUGAUGAUGAAGUGAGAGGAAUAAGACACUGCACUACAACACAGGAAACUGCAAGAGAUUGCAAGUUGGAUGUUCUCGUGGGAUUUGAUGUGGGUUCGCAGAAUAUCUUUGCCGCUCAGAGAUCAUUAGAGACCAAGAUAACAAAAAUUCUUCAGGGCAAUAUCCAGAUGCAGGCCUUGAGCUGCACUUCUGGCCAAGUCCCCACAAUACAGGUGGGGUUACUUGCAAUGGAUUCUGCCUCAGAGCCUUUUCAGCUGGACUUCACUGAAAAAUACACAGAGCAUAUUGCGCCCUUCAAGACUCUCCGUAACCGCGGGCCUUUUGUUUUGAACGGUGCCACAAUCAAAGCUUAUACUGACAGAUUCAAGAGUCGCCCUUCAGACACUGUCAAGGUUGUGAUUCACUUGACUGAUGGAUUAGAUGCCCAGUAUAACAUUCUGAAAGAACGAGUUGAACAGAUGCGUUUGGCUGGUAUUAGUAGUUUUAUCGUUGUUGGUCUGGAAAGAGUUCGAAGCUUUGAGGAUGCGGUUCUUUUGGAAUUUGGCCGUGGCUUCAGGUACAAACGACCUCUGCAUGUCAACCUCAUGGAUCUGGAAUAUGAGCUACUGGACGAACUGGAUAACAUUGCUGAGAGGGACUGCUGUUCUGUUCCAUGCAAAUGUAAUGGUCAAAGAGGGCAGAGAGGAGCUGUUGGAACGGCUGGACCAAAGGGUCAGCCUGGUGGUCAAGGCUUCAGUGGACAUCCUGGUGAUGAAGGUGGACCAGGAGAGAGAGGUCCAACUGGUGUAAAUGGCACUCAAGGCUUCCAAGGAUGUCCAGGCCAAAGAGGAGUUAAAGGAUCUCGAGGAUACAAUGGUGAAAAGGGUGAAAUUGGAGAAAUUGGUAUAGAUGGAAUCAAUGGAGAAGAGGGAACAACUGGAGCAGUUGGACCUUCAGGAGACAGAGGAAACCACGGACAAAGGGGACCUAAAGGAGCCAAAGGCCAGACUGGACAUAUUGGUCAGACUGGGAUCCGUGGUGAUCCAGGCACACCAGGAAGAGAUAAUACCCAGAUGGGACCAAAAGGCGAUCCAGGCGAUGCUGGCUCAGCGGGAGAACCAGGUGUGGAUGGAAUUAAAGGAGAACUUGGUGAACCAGGCAGACAGGGCCCCAAUGGCAGAAGGGGGCCUUCUGGGCAAGCUGGUGCUGCUGGAAGACCUGGUGCUGAUGGUUUGCCAGGAGAACCUGGAAUUGGCGGAUCUCGGGGUCCUGCUGGACCAACUGGAACACCUGGUGUUAGGGGAGAGGAUGGAAACCCCGGUCCAAGGGGCCCAGGAGGACUGCCAGGACCUGGUGGAGAAAAGGGCAGAAGAGGUGCUGUUAGCCGUAAGGGUGAACCAGGUGAACCAGGCCCUAAAGGUGUUGUAGGACCCCAGGGACCCCGUGGAGAACCUGGUGACGAUGGACGUGAUGGGUUUGGUACAGCUGGUCCAAAAGGAAGAAGGGGUGAUGAAGGUUUCCCUGGUUUCCCUGGUCAAAAGGGUACAGCAGGUGACCCUGGUUCAGGGGGAGGACCUGGACCUAGAGGAAACCAUGGCCAGAGAGGAACUUCAGGAGGGCCUGGUGGGCCUGGUCAGAAGGGAGAAAUAGGAUACCCGGGGCCUUACGGCCAAAAAGGACCCAGAGGACCUGGUGUUGUGCAAUGUGAACUGGUCAAGAAAAUUAGAGAUAACUGUCCCUGCUGCUAUGGGGCACAGGAAUGUCCUCUCUACCCCACUGAAUUGGCCUUCGCCCUGGAUGUGUCGACAGAUGUAACACGCCCCGCUUUCAACAAGACAAGGCAUACUGUUCUACGUCUGGUCAGCGACAUCACUAUUGCCGAGAGCAACUGUCCACGAGGGGCCCGUGUUGCUUUAGCACUAUACAACAACGAGGUGACCACCGAGAUACGGUUUGCGGAUGCCAUGAAGAAGCAAGCGCUCGUUGAACGAGUCCGAGGGCUCCAGGUUCCGCAGAACCGUAAGCAGCGAAGCUUGGAGACGGCAAUGAACUUUGUUGCACAGAACACAUUCAAGAGGGUCCGCAGUGGCUUCCUUGUGCGCAAGCUUGCCGUUUUCUUCGUUAACGGCCCGAUGACAAUCAAGAAGGAAUUUAACGACGCUGCUCUCCGUCUUUACAAUGCUGGAAUUUCCUCAGUUUUCCUUCUUAAUAGUGAAGAUCGUGAGUUCACAAGAGCCUUGGAGAUUAACAAGACUGCAUUGGCUCAGGUUAUCGUCCUACCCUCACCUGAAAGUGUUGAAUAUAUCAAUGUGCUGAAGAAGAUUAUGACCUGCCAUAUCUGCCUGGACUUCUGUGCUCCGGAUACGAUGUGUGAAUACGUCCCUCCACGUGGAGUCAGAGGACGGAGAGACUCCACCACUGUCUUGGACAUUGACAUGACCUUCAUUGUGGACAGCUCAGAAAGCACCUGGCCCUCGGUCUUCACAGGCAUAAAGCAAUAUGUGUCUCAGAUGGUAGAGCAGCUGGAGCUGUCUCCUGAUCCAGCCACAGCAAGUCAUCACGCUCGAGUGGCACUGGUCCAGCACACCCCUUACGAAUACUUGCACAACGGCAGCGGCAUUCCCAUUAGCAUUGCCUUUGGUCUGACGGACCACAGGUCAGCAGACAGCGUCAGAACCUUCCUGAUGGAUAAGGUGCACCAGCUGGAGGGAGGACGACACCUUGCAGCCGCACUUGAGGGCACUGUGGAACAUGUGUAUGAGAAGGCACCACAUCCUCGUCACUUGAAGGUGUUAGUUCUGUUGGUGACUGGAUCAGUAGAGGAGGAUGAGGAGAGGAUACUUCAAGCCUCAAUUGAAGUAAAAUGCAAGGGGUACUUUAUUGUGGUAUUAGCGGUUGGAAAGCAGUUUAGUCCAGGUGAUGUUAGUGUCCUGGUCCAGGUGGCAAGUGAACCUUCAGAUGUGUUCUUCAAGAGAGUGGAUGGAGCAUCAGGCUUCUAUGAUGACCAUAUUCAGAUAUUUGCCAAACUGUUGCCCAAGUACCUCAGCCUUGAAAAAGUUUUAUACAUGUCUCCUGAAGUCGCUAAGAAGUGUCAGUGGUAUCAGGGUGACCAGCCACACAAAACUGGAUUCAGUUCGCCACAAAUACAUGACAAACACCAAAAGCAUUAUGAACAGCAGCAGGUUUAUGACAGAAAAAAUAAAGAAUUGGAUAUGGACGAGCUGCAUCUGGUUAACGUCACGUCGAGUGGCUUCUCCUUACAGUGGCUCAGUGGCGAUUCAAAGGCCACCCAUGAGGUUACAGUGACACGACUGAGGGAUCAUAGUCUGGUAAUGCGAAAGAACGUGACGGGCAGCCUUCUGUCCGUCAGAGAACUGGAGGCUGCUGAGACAUAUCAUGUAAUGGUCAACACUCGCAAUGUGAGCGGUCAUGUUGCCAGUACCUACAAAGGCAUCGUUCCCACAAAAACAGCCAGACAGAAUGUUCUUACUGUGAGUGAAAUGAAUAUUGUGCCUACUGCCCAAUCAAGUAAACCAGAAAUGAAAUCUGCAGAACAGAAAAUUCUUACGGCCAGUGAAGUGACUGCGAGUGUUACCACUGCACCCCUGAGUAAACCAGAAAGUAAUUCAGCAGGACAGAAAAUUCAUAAUGGCAGUGAAAUGAUGGGCAGGGUGUCCACCGGACCAUUGAGUAAGCCUGAAAACAAUUCCGCAGAACAGAAGAUUCUUAAUCUCAGUGAAUUGAUGGAGAGCGAUUCCACCGCACCAUUGAGUAAACCUGACAUUAAAUUGACAGAACAGGAGGUUCAUACUGAAAGUGAGGUGAUGGGAAUUGUGUCCACUGUACCCCUUAAUAAGCCAGAGAUUAUUAACAAUCUUAUGGACCCAUGCUCACUUGACUUUGAUUCUGGACAAGGAUGCAAAGACUAUGAAGCUAAGUGGUACUAUGACAGAAAGAAUGGAUUCUGUGCGCAGUUCUGGUUUGGAGGUUGUGGAGGAAAUGACAAUAGGUUUGAGAGUGAGGCGAAUUGCCUCAAACACUGCGUGAAGUCAGUGGCUGAUCAGAAAGUUAGUGAUGAGCUUUCCAGAGCUGCCAUUCCCACAGCAGCAGCUCCAGUUGCCCGACACUCCAGUGUGGAUAUCUGCAAGCUACCAAAAGAAGAAGGCAGCUGUGCUAAAUUUGUGAUAAAGUGGCAUUUCAACCCAGCUAGUGGAUCCUGCUCCCGCUUCUGGUAUGGAGGCUGUGGAGGAAACCAGAAUCGGUUUGAUACGCAAGAUGAGUGUGAAGAGACCUGUGGAAAACCAGCACCUGUUAGACAUGGAGUCCUUGCUGCGGUUAAAACAUAGAAACUAAUAAGGACUGUUAGCUAACCGCUCAGAGGAUGAAGCACAUAGAACGAGAAGAUCCACCUAAACCAAGAUGACUGUAAUGGAUUCUAUUGAAGGAUUUGAUCCAAAGAAAACCUUGGAGUAGUAUUUUCCACAAAAGUAGAAAGCAAAGCAAGUUUAUUUGUUUUGUGCUGGUGCUACAUUCAGUUUUACAUUUUUUACAAUCGUUUUAAGUUUGUGUGUGAGGGUUUCAGAGAAUACCCCAUUGUAAAUGUCCCGGGCAAAAUAGCUUUAAAAAAUAUUAUUCUGUUUUUACUCAUGGUUUUAGUUUUAUAGAGAAAAUAUUGUGAGAAUAUCUUCAUCAACACAUAUAAAUAAAUCUUUGUAGUUAUGAGACAGGUUGAAAACACUUUUGUAACAUGUUGGUCCUAAAUUACUGCAGAGCCCUUAUUAAGCUUUUACUGCUUCGGAGAAGGAAUCUUAAUUGCUCUCCACUGACCAAAGAUCAAGAAGAUAUCUCCGAAAAAAAAUCCUGUGUUUAUGUUUUCACAUCUAAAUUAGGCUAAAUGACCAUCAUCUGUUUUGGUAAUGAAUAAGUCAUAUUUUAAAACAGAGAUGCACUUCUGGAACCAUUAACUUACACACAAGUUUUGGUUUCAAAAAUUAGGAAUGUACUUGUCAAGAUGUAUUUUGGGGGGUGUUUGGGUGGGGGGCUUUGUUUUAAAACUUUGUAUUUCAUUUGGAAACGGGAAGAUGGAAAUAAAUGUCUUUA
This is a messenger RNA of Triplophysa dalaica, 16408 nucleotides long. RefSeq names its product collagen, type VI, alpha 3 (gene col6a3). Bases 37 to 15654 code for a protein of 5205 amino acids. Gene Ontology annotation, molecular function: serine-type endopeptidase inhibitor activity. Lineage: Eukaryota; Metazoa; Chordata; Actinopteri; Cypriniformes; Nemacheilidae. The transcript is spliced from 58 exons. The record is from RefSeq and is a predicted model, not a curated record.